This is a messenger RNA of Meloidogyne enterolobii, 3384 nucleotides long. The record is from the annotation of a GenBank genome assembly. NCBI's taxonomy places the organism in Eukaryota, Metazoa, Nematoda, Chromadorea, Rhabditida, Meloidogynidae.
AUGAAUCUAAUUUUUCAGGAAUAUCAACGUCUUCAUUCAAUAAGUGAACAUCAAAAAGAUCUCACCCAACGCAGUUCCCCUCCAACAUCUUACCCUCGCUGUGGUUCAGAAUUUUUUGCUCGUGCAUCGGCUAGAGGAUUUCCAACUUCUGCUUCAGAUACAAGAUUGUCUGGCAAAAUAAAUCAUCAACAAGUAAAUCAGCUCCCAUCAAUUCCCAAAAAUAAAAAUCAAAAUGUUUCGGAUACCCGAACAAAUCAAAACAUUGGAAGUCCUCCAACAACUGACAGAUCAACAAAUAAAGCUACUUUAAAUUACACACAAAUUCCAGCUGUUUGUGGAAGUCGUACUUUAAGUAGCCAUAUUUUAUGGAGAAGUGCUUGUCGUAGAGAUAAUGUCAGUCAUCUUCCAACGGCCCCACAACAAGUAGCAAAUAGUUCAAAACAACAACCAUUUAUUAGAACAAAUCAACAAUUUACUGGUUUUCCUGACGGCAAUAAUUCUUUUGAUGCUGAUGAAUUUUUGGAUGUGAGGGAUGAAACCCACACGAGAGACUUUCGUUAUCCUUUUUCUGAUCUUUUAAUUUGGGCUGUUUUAACAAAAAGACACGAUAUGGCUAUUUGUAUGUGGCAACAUGGACAGGAGGCUUUAGCUAAAGCUUUGGUAACGUGUCGUUUAUAUAAAAGUUUGGCUAAGGAAGCGGCGGAAGAUUAUUUGGAAUUGGAAGUUUGUGAAGAAUUGAAGAAAUGUGCUGAAGAAUUUAGACAGUUAUCUCUUGAUUUACUUGAUCAUUGUUAUAAAGAAGAUGAUGCUCAAACUUUACAACUAUUAACAUAUGAAUUAGCUUAUUGGGGAAGAGAAACGUGCCUUUCACUUGCUGUUUUGGUUAACAACAAACAAUUUUUGGCUCAUCCUUGUUGUCAAAUUUUGCUGGCUGAUUUAUGGCAUGGUGGUUUGCGUAUUAGAAGCAAUUCAAAUUUAAAAGUGAUUCUUGGUAUAAUUUUUCCACCAUCUAUUUUUCUACUUGAGUUUAAAUCUCGUGAGGAAUUAAUGCUUCAACCUCAAACGGCUGCAGAACAUCAAGAAGAUAUUAACGAUUCUUCCUCUUCGUCAUCAGAUUCUUCCGUUUCUUCGCCCUCCUCUUCUCCAUCAGAAAGCGAAAAUGAAGAUGUAGAUUCUGAUUAUGAUUUAUCUGAGAAAACUGGUGGAGCUUCUUUGAGUGAUAGACGACGAAGAGUUUCUUCUAGGGGGAGUAUGCAAUCAUUAAAUUUUACAUCGAUUUUUCAAAGCAAGAGGCGAAGUAAACGUUCUUCUCACAUAAAUGCCUCAAAUAGCCUCAAUACUCAGGAUCUUGAGCUUGGGAAAGUUUCAAAUCAAGACGAACCUUCUGUUGGACGGAGCCGUUCAAAUGCGAGAGAAUUGCGAAGGCCCAAAACGAAAACCAGAGCUGAACGACAGAGGAGAAUAAAUGCUAGUAAUGCAGCAACUGUUGGUGGUCAAUCAAUAAUCGAAACUGCAGGAGGAGAUACGUCACCAUCAGAUUAUUCCCUUUCCAAUCAAAUUUCAAAACCAUCAUCACUUCCUCUUAAAUCUUCAUUAAAACUUCCAACAACAGUAACACCUUUACAUAUAGACGUUAAUGCUUAUCAUCAUCCUCAAUUUUUAUUGGGAAAUGAUGAUAUUGUUACGAGUGGAAAAGAAGAAGAGAAGGAUUCUAAUUCAAUUCAAAGAAAUUCUACUUCUACAAUUUCUGAUGAAGUUGUUAAAUUAUCUGUUGAUAAAGAACAAGAUAUUCCUUCACCUGAUCGGAACCCUUCAGAUAGACCUUUCAUUCAUCAAACGAAAUCAUUUCCAUUCAAUAACCGCUGGAAAUUUGUGAAAAACAUUGGAGCUGGAAUUGCUACAAACGAUAAACCAAAAACAAUGGAACAUCCUAAUAGCAGGUUAACAAUUAGUGGAGGACAUGUACCAAAAGGAAUUCCUUUGCCAGAGGGGGUGACGUUAAAUAAAAAGCGUCAAAUAAAAUUUCGUCGCAAAGUUUAUGAAUUUUUUGUUGCUCCAAUAACAACUUUUUGGGCUUGGAUGCUUAGUUUUGUUGUGUUUUUAUCCACCCUUACAUAUGUUUUGCUUAUUCGAACUCCACUUAAACCAACAUUUUUGGAAUGGUAUUUACUUGCUUAUGUUGUUGGUUUUGGGAUUGAGACUGUUAGAAAGUUUGCCAUGUCUGAACCAAAAAAAUUCUCAGAAAAAGUUCAAUACUUUUUUGGUAAUUAUUGGAAUUUUCUUACAACAGUUGCUAUUCUUGGUUUUGUUGUUGGUUUUAUAUUCCGUUUGAAUCCGUCAACAAGUAAAAGUGUUGGGCGAAUAAUUUUAGCUGUUGAUUCUGUUCUUUGGACAAUUAAAUUGCUGGACUUUUUGGGAGUUUUUCCACGUUUUGGACCUUAUAUUACAAUGGCUGGGAAAAUGAUUAUGAAUAUGAGCUCAAUUGUUGUUAUGUUGGGAAUUUCUUUAUUAGGAUUUGGUUUGGCACGGCAAUCAAUUACAUAUCCAAAUGAAGAUUGGCAUUGGUUAUUGCUAAGAAAUGUUUUUUAUAAACCUUAUUUUAUGUUAUAUGGAGAAGUUUAUGCUGAUGAAAUUGAUACUUGUGGAGAUGAAGCCUGGGACGAACAUCUUGACAAAAACAUUUCUAUAUCUACAGCAUGGACUCAUCGUGAUAAUAGAGACAAAGAACUAGCUUGUGUUCCUGGCCAUUGGAUUCCUCCAAUUUUAAUGACUGUAUUUCUUUUAAUUGCAAAUAUUUUAUUAAUUAGUAUGUUAAUUGCUAUUUUUAACAACAUUUUUGAUUCAACAAUAAAAAUAUCUCAACAAAUUUGGCUCUUUCAAAGAUAUCGUCAAGUAAUGGAAUAUGAAGCAACACCUUUUCUUCCACCUCCAUUUACCCCAAUUUAUCAUAUUUAUAUGAUUUAUAAAUAUUUAAAUUAUCGAAAUGGAUCUUUUUGUAUUUGUUUUGCAUUUUUAACGAGGCAAUUAAACAACAGAAAAUUUUUUAAACGAAGAAAAGAUGUUUUGGAGGAAGAACCAAAGGAAGAAAAAUUGGAAGAAAAGCAACAACAAUCAAAUAAAAAUGAUGAAAUUAAUAAUAAAAUACCUCCACUUGCUAAAAAUGCUUUUGAACAAAGACAAAAUCUUCAAGAAAGAGCCAGAAAUUAUAAUAAACAAGAACAAUUUGCUCUUUUUGAUUUUUCUUUGAAACUUUUUCUGACUGACGAACAAGUCGAAAAAAUUCAUGAAUUCGAAGCUGAAUGUAUGGAAAAUUUAGCUCGUGAAAAAGAACUUGCAAGAAAUCGUUCUAAUGAAGAAAGGCUAAACAGGACUUGUGAAAGGUAG